Molecule: messenger RNA, 3320 nt
Organism: Anoplopoma fimbria (sablefish)
Lineage: Eukaryota; Metazoa; Chordata; Actinopteri; Perciformes; Anoplopomatidae
Gene: adck1
Product: aarF domain containing kinase 1
Exons: 11
Coding region: 210-1766 (518 amino acids)
Biological process (GO): lipid homeostasis; mitochondrion organization
Cellular component (GO): mitochondrial inner membrane
Source: RefSeq, a predicted model, not a curated record
GGCGAGUUAAGAGACUGGGCAUGAACCCAGAGACGCGUGAGAAACACGUCACCGGCCUGAGCGAAGUGUACAGGGGAGUGAUAUGUACCGGAAGUAGCGCAGACACCGCUGAUGAACAGUAAAGGUCACGUGUGAGUUCAGCAGCCUUCGUCUCUCAUGGAACUACAUUAACCAGACUCCUCUGUGACGUCAAACUCUGAGUUGCUCUAAUGGCUGGUCACCUCCUCAAAGUCUCCUCUCUGGCCACAGCUGUUUUUGCCUCCUCCGGGUUUUACCUGUACCACAGACAGCUGAACCUCAAUGACCUGAGUGUCAUCCGCUUUGGACGAGCCGCAGCCACAACGGUGGUCAUCAGUUUCGACUAUCUGACUGCUUUCAAACAUGUUGAAUAUGGCACAGAGGAGUACUGGGCACUCAAGUCCAAGGUGCAUCUGCGAUCUGCGAAGCAUCUUCUAGACUUGUGCUGUGCCAACCGGGGUACUUUCAUCAAGGUGGGUCAGCACCUCGGUGCUCUGGACUACCUGCUGCCUGAGGAGUACACGUCCACGCUGAAGGUGCUCCACAGUGAAGCUCCUCAAAGCAGCAUAGAGGAGAUCCAGCAGGUCAUCAGAGAAGAACUCGGCAAGGAGAUGUCAGAGUUAUUUGUUUCCUUUGAGGAGAAGCCUCAGGGUGCAGCCUCUUUAGCCCAGGUCCACAAGGCAGUGCUGCAUGAUGGCAGGACAGUGGCCAUCAAGGUCCAACACCCAAAAGUCCAGAGACAGAGCUCCAGGGACAUAGUGAUGAUGGAGGUGAUGUUGAAGGCAGUCCAUUGGCUCUUCCCAAACUUUGCCUUCAUGUGGUUGGUGGAAGAGGCCAAGAAGAACAUGCCGCUAGAGCUGGACUUCCUUAAUGAGGGACACAAUGCUGAGAAAGUGGCCAAUAUGCUGGCCCACUUCUCUUUUCUCAAGGUUCCCAUGAUCCAUUGGGAUCUGUCCACAAAGAGGAUCCUGACCAUGGAGUUUGUUGAGGGGGGCCAGAUCAAUGAUAAGGAAUACAUGAAGAAACACAGCAUCAAUGUUAACGAGAUCUCAGAGAACCUGGGUAAGAUGUACAGUGAAAUGAUCUUCGUCCAUGGCUUUGUUCACUGUGACCCGCACCCGGGAAAUGUGUUGGUCCGGAGGUGUCCAGAGAGCAAGAAGACUGAGAUCACCCUGCUUGAUCACGGCCUUUAUCAGGUCCUUCAGCGAGACUUCAGGUUGGACUAUUGUCGGCUGUGGCAGGCUCUGAUAAAAGGUGACAUGUCUGGGGUGGAGCAUUACAGCCUCAGACUGGGAGCUGGAGAUCUGUACGCCCUAUUUGCCUGCGUGGUCACCUCUCGCUCCUGGACCGCCAUCAAUGCCGGCAUCAGCUCUGUACCUGUCACACGUUCUGAGGUCGUUGAGAUUCGGACCAAUGCAGCUCAAUACCUGCCCCAGAUCAGCGAGCUGUUAAAUCGAGUCCCCCGGCAGAUGCUACUGCUGCUGAAGACCAAUGACCUGCUGAGGGGCAUUGAGACCACCUUACAGACCAGAGCCUCCUCCUCGUCUUUCAUCAACAUGUCCCGCUGCUGCAUACGUGCCGUGGCCAGGCACAAGAGGAGCAAGGCUCAAUCCAGGAGGAGGCAUUUCCAGAUUACACUGGCAGAGUCUAUGGACCUGUGGAGGCUCACUAUGUAUGAACUGUUUCUGUGGGUGAGGGGCUCGGCGUUGGGACACUGGCUCACUGCUCAGCUGCCAUUUCUGCACUGAGACAUAUCUGGACGUCACACUGGGACAUUAACAACAUACUGGAAGUUAGGUUAUAAUAAACUGUUGAUCUGUUGAAUAUGUGCUCUUACACACAAACACACACACACAUACAUGACUUCCACUUAUCUUAAUGACACAGUUUGUUUCUAUGGAUACAUACAAGGACACCACAUGCUGAUGUUGGUCCACACCAGGGGACAAGUAUCUGUCCAGUCGUCAGUAUUGAGAUGAACUCUUUUUUUUAUUGUAUUUCUUUCACUAAAGAGAAAUACUUUGUAGUUUUCAUUUGAUUAUUGUCUGAUGAUAUUUCUCAUGAACUUGGAAUUUACUUGAACCGCUAUCUUACAUACAGUGUUGUGUAUGUGCAAAUGACCUUUAAUCUUUGUUACGAUGGUGCCAUGUUCAAAUUUCUAUUGUCUUAUUUAAUUUUGGUGGAGGACAUGGGGUGGAGGUGAACAGAAGAGAGAAGCCUAAACAUUAAAUAUCGACAAUCUUAAAUCAGUUUACCACUGAGCCCCAGCCACCCCGCCAGAGUCACAAAUACUUCCUGUCCUGAAGGGAAAUUUGUACAUUACAGUUGCCAUUAUAUAUGAGCAUGAAGAAAUAUUACAAAAUAUAUAGAAAUAGAUGACUAUAUAAAAUACAAUAUAAACUAGGGUCAUAAUGCUAAAAUAUAUACUACAACACAUGCAGAGAAUACAGGUAAAUAACAAAAACAGGUCACGUGACGCAAGAUCUCCAAGCAGACUGGGAUUCUGCAACCUAUAGGCCAGGAUAGAUUUGUAUUGUUCAUUCAGAAUGUUUGAAUGGGUGGGCAGAGCCAGGUGACGUGAAAUGUCAUCAGUCAUAUUUAAUGUGGGCUACACUGUGCAGGUGUUGUGAGUCCCAUUUUGUGUGGUUUAUAUCAGGUGAGGUGAAUUAUGUGCAUUUGUACUGAACAAAUUGCAGUUACGAGUUAUUGAGAAGAUGUUAUUGCAGAUGUUCUUCCAGGAGUUUAUAUCAAAGGCAAAAAUAAGAUAUUUUUCCUGAUCAUGAACUGGUAGAUUUUUGUUUGUUGUUAUUAGUUUGUAGCUUUUCAAAGUGUUUUUGGGUUUACCUUUUUUUUUUUGGUGUGAACAAUUCUGUCUCAUUCUUUGCAUGAUGAAUUGAAUACAUUGAUGUAAAAUAUUCUCAAGCUAAAACUUUCUGUAUCUGGUUUCAGGUUAUUACUCCCAAUAUUGGGAGUUCAGAUGUUCAUACAUGCUUGUGUUCCCAAAGUACUAAUGGUGAUAUUUCGUUCAAUUCAGUGAAUGAUGGCUGUCAACUCUCUAGAAAGGAAAUUGUUAAAAUCUUUGGUUUGAAAUAUAUGACUUUGGUAGAUUUGGGUGAACUUAAAGCAUCUUGUAAAUUAUAUUGGCUGUAGGUAAACAUGUGGCAGAAAAAGUAAAACAACCAAACUGCUAUUGACAGUACUAAAACUCCUUUCGUUCAUGGUUAAUCAUUUAUGAAAAUUGCUGUUUUGCAUUGAACUGGUCAUGGCAGGAAAAGCAUGGAUGUAAACAAUAACAUUAAUGA